ACCUCCUUGACAAGAUCUUCAAAUUUUUCUUAAUAAAACAAAUUUAAUCCCUUGUUGAUUAAGCAAAUUGCUUCCAAAUCCAUAUUUUUCUCCGUAAGAAUUAUUAGAAUUCUUCUUAGACAAGACGCGGCGUUUCAUUUCCCGAACAGGUAACUUAACGGGGUAGCAAAACCUUCAUGCACCGAAUAAUUUCACGUAGAUUAACCAAUAAAAAGCCGCCACGUUGAACAUCAACGUUUUAAUUUAUAAUAAUUGAUUUUUCAUUUCUCUUAAUUUUCAUUUCAUUGUCAGUGUUGAUAAUUUUUCUUCUCUUUCUUUCCCCGUGAAACAAACAGAACUUUUAGUAACCGUUUCUGGAUUUCUUCGUCUCCAACUCCUCGGAUUCAGGUCCUUGUAGAUCGAAUCGUGCUCGUUAAUUUUUUUUUCCAGAUUCGGCAAGGCAGUGAAGUUGACGAGUAUCUGAAACAUCGACUCAAUGGUUUCGUUUGAAAUGAAUGACCGUAAAAAGAUUGGGCUAGGCUUGACAGGUUUUGGCAUAUUUUUCUCAUUCUUGGGAAUCAUCUUCUUCUUCGAUAAAGGUUUACUGGCCAUGGGAAAUAUCCUCUUCUUGUCAGGGGUGUCCCUAUCCAUUGGUUUGAAGUCCACUAUGCAGUUUUUCAUGAAACGUCAAAACUUUAAGGGAACCAUCUCUUUUGGUCUUGGCUUCUUCUUUGUUGUUAUUGGUUGGCCAGUUUUUGGAAUGAUUCUUGAGACAUAUGGGUUCAUUGUGCUCUUCAGUGGUUUCUGGCCAACACUUGCUGUUUUCAUUCAGAGGAUACCUUUUCUUGGUUGGGUAUUCCAGCUACCAUUUGUCAGAUCGCUAUUCGACAAGUAUCGGGGGAAACGGGUACCUGUGUAACCACCCUAUGAAAAAAUGAGUAAGUACAAUGUAAUGGCAGGUCCACUUGUAAAAUACUUGGGAUGGAAGAUGGAAAAUUCUUUGGUUCAAUCAAAUGGGGUCUCUAGAAAAUUAUUCUCAUUUGACAGUUAACCGGGAAAAAAUGUAAUACUCUUUAGCUGUUUUCAUUUUAGCGACAUUGCUGAAAUUGAAUAUAAGUUUUGUUUGUUGUUGAAUGAUCA
Messenger RNA from Mangifera indica (mango), 1119 nucleotides. RefSeq names its product vesicle transport protein GOT1-like. The record is from RefSeq and is a predicted model, not a curated record. The transcript has 7 exons. NCBI's taxonomy places the organism in Eukaryota, Viridiplantae, Streptophyta, Magnoliopsida, Sapindales, Anacardiaceae. Bases 476 to 898 code for a protein of 140 amino acids. Gene Ontology annotation, biological process: endoplasmic reticulum to Golgi vesicle-mediated transport; retrograde transport, endosome to Golgi.